CUUUUUUGAUAAUAAUGCAGACGACGUGUUCGACUUUAUGUCACAAUGAACGCUAUAUGCAAAGUUUACUUACAGUGUGUUUAAGUGUUUAUAGGCAUUAUAACAAUUGCUUGAUCUUUUUCGUAAUUACAUCAGUUUACAUCAUCCAUGAUGUUCGAUCCAAGCUCGAGACUUUUGUUAAUUUUCAUGCUCAUCGUGUCUACCUUUCUUUUCUUUUUAGUAACUGGUAUUCAAGCACAAGCUCGAAAUCUUCCUCCGGAUGAAGUGAAUGCUCUUCGUGAUAUAGCUAAAGAAUUGCAAAAAAAGGACUGGGACUUUAGCUUGAACCCAUGUGAUAGAAAUCCCAAUUGGGUAACACCUUUGGAAGGUCGUGUGCCUCAGUUUGAGAACAGCGUUCUUUGUACUUGCUCUGACCUUGAUGAUGCUUGUCACAUUGUUUCCAUAUCUGUCAAGGGGCAGGAUCUUGCAGGUUUUCUUCCACCAUCCCUGGCAAAAUUACCUUCCAUCAAGUUUAUUGACUUAUCUUUUAAUUACCUGAAUGGCACCAUACCCCUGGAAUGGGCGUCAACUAAGCUGGAGAACUUGUCUGUUACGGCUAAUCGCUUGUCAGGAAGUAUUCCAACAUUUUUGGGUAGCAUAACCUCACUUCGAGAUGUGCGUCUGGAGAACAACAUGUUCUCCGGACCUGUUCCUCCUGCACUUGGAAAACUAACAAGUUUAACAACUUUGGUCCUGAGUGCUAAUAAACUCACCGGUACGCUGCCAGGGAAGCUUAAGAGUAUGACCAGUUUGAAAGAACUCCGGCUAAGUAGCAACAACUUCAGUGGGAAAAUGCCAUCCCUUGAAGGCUGGACACAACUUGAGGAACUAGAGAUUCAAGGUAGUGGUCUUGAAGGGCCAAUACCUCCAAGCAUUUCCCUCUUGAGCAAGUUGACAGAACUAGCAAUCAGUGAUUUAUUUGGAGAGGGUUCGCAAUUUCCAAAUCUAAUUAACAUGACAAGCAUGAAAAAGUUGAUGUUGAGAAGCUGUAACAUAUCCGGGACUAUUCCUGCUUAUGUUUCACGAAUGUCGCAAUUGGCGCAUCUAGAUCUCAGUUUCAACAAUCUGGAAGGUCGUAUACCAGAUCUACAAGAACUACCUCUGGAAAGAAUGUAUCUCACUGGCAACUCCUUCUCUGGUAGUGUUCCUGAUUGGCUUAAAGAAGAUUAUAAACAGAAAGUAGAUCUUUCCUACAACAACUUUAGUGAAAAUACUGUCCCGCAAAAAUGUCAUGAUUCACUGAACUUAUUCAGAAGCUACUCUGGUGGGAAGAACUUAGACCUUGCGAAGUGCCUUGGCAUAUUUCCUUGCUCCAACAAGCACCAAUCAGUUCAUAUCAAUUGUGGUGGGCCAGGAGCUACUGUUGGAAACAAGUUCUAUGAAGCAGAUCAAGAACCAGGUGGAGCUGCAAAAUUUGUUCCUUUAAUCAAACUUUGGGGAACUAGUAGCACAGGAAGUUUAUACAAUGUCAAGGGUACUUCUGACGAAUAUAUUGCAAGUAAUGUAUCUGUAGUUACUAAUGGCUCUGAACUUUACACAACGGCUCGUCUUUCUCCACUGUCUCUCACUUACUACGGGCGUUGCCUUGCAAAUGGAAACUAUACGGUGACUCUACAUUUUGCAGAGAUAUUUUUCACAGCUAAUGAAUCUUACCAGAGUCUUGGAGUACGCGCUUUUGAUAUUUAUGUCCAGGGUGAAAAUAAAUUCAAGAAUUUUGAUAUUAAGAGUGAAGCAGGAGGGGUGAAUAAGGCAGUAAACAAAACAAUAAAUAACGUGGCUGUAACUAAUAACACAUUAGAAAUUCGAUUCCAGUAUGCUGGGAAAGGUACAACGGCAGUCCCACAUAGAGGAGUGUAUGGUCCUAUGGUAUCUGCCAUUUCUAUGGAGUCUGAUUUCAAGCCUCCAAACAGCAAAAUGAAGAUAUUCAUCGUCAUUGGAACAGUGGUUACAACGUUGUGUCUCAUCCUGAUAGUUCUUGGUAUUGCAUGGCAGGGAGGCUAUAUGGGAGACCAAAUAUCAAGGGAAAAAGAACUUAGAGGAUUGGAUUUGCAGACCGGUGUAUUUACGUAUAGACAAAUCAGAGCAGCUACAGAUAACUUUUCUGCUUUGAAUAAACUUGGGGAGGGCGGUUUUGGAUCCGUCUACAAGGGUACACUCUUAGACGGUACUCUAGUCGCUGUUAAGCAAUUGUCUUCAACAUCAAGGCAAGGAAAUCGUGAGUUUGUGAAUGAAAUUGGCAUGAUAGCUGGUAUUCGGCACCCAAAUAUUGUAAGGCUACACGGGUGUUGUGUGGAAGGUGACCACCUACUGCUACUUUACGAGUACAUGGAGAAUAAUUCUCUUGCACAUGCUCUAUUCGAACAGGAUAAGUCUAAGAUGGAAAUCAAUUGGUCUACAAGGCAAAGAAUUUGUAUCGGCAUUGCAAAAGGGUUGGCAUUCCUGCACGAGGAAUCGGUGCUAAGAAUGGUUCAUAGGGAUAUCAAGGCUACAAACAUACUGCUCGACACCAAUCUUACUCCGAAAAUCUCAGACUUCGGUUUGGCCAAGCUUGAUGAAGAGCACACCCACAUUGUCACCAAAGUUGCUGGAACCUUAGGGUACAUGGCACCGGAAUAUGCGCUAUGGGGCUUAUUAACGUACAAAGCAGAUGUAUACAGUUUCGGGGUUCUUGCACUAGAAAUUGUAGCUGGAAAGAAUAAUAUGAAAUUUCGGCCAAGCGAAGAUUGUUUUUGUCUUCUUGAUUGGGCUAUUGUGUUGGAACAAAAGGGUAGCUUGAUAGAUUUGGUGGAUCCAAGAUUGGGGUCCGAUUUCAACAAAAAAGAGGCAGUGGGAAUGAUAAAAAUUGCUCUAUUAUGCACUAAUCAGUCCCCGGAUCUUCGGCCUUCAAUGUCUGAAGUUGUGAAUAUGCUCGAGGGUUGUACCAAAAUCCGGGAACCCAACAAUACAUAUGAUGAUGAUGAGUUCAGGUUUCAAGCAUUCGCAAGCAAGUUCGAAGUGAUGCAUUCCCAGGACUCUGAAGGACCAGAGACUCUAACUGAUCCAACAUCUUCUAGCUCACACGACCUCUAUUCCAUUAGUCAAAUUUCUGAAGUACGCUGAGGCGUCGUUUACCGACAUAAAUUAGGUAAACGUUAACCGAGUAAGAGUGCUGGUUCGGUAUUGGUAAACGCUAACUGAAAAUGGUUGUUUACCAAGUGUUUGGGUAAACGCUAACCGAGUCAGAAAGCAACACCAUAUCCUCACCUUUGAUGAGAUUUGAAUAAGUGUUGGACUGCGAUAAAAACACCAAGCUAGAAAAUAUUGUUUACCGAACAUUCGGCCUGUAUUAAGAAAUG
Cynara cardunculus var. scolymus (artichoke) is the source of this 3374-nucleotide messenger RNA. RefSeq names its product probable LRR receptor-like serine/threonine-protein kinase At1g07650. Bases 148 to 3138 code for a protein of 996 amino acids. The transcript is spliced from 24 exons. Gene Ontology annotation, biological process: protein phosphorylation. NCBI's taxonomy places the organism in Eukaryota, Viridiplantae, Streptophyta, Magnoliopsida, Asterales, Asteraceae. The record is from RefSeq and is a predicted model, not a curated record. Gene Ontology annotation, molecular function: protein kinase activity; ATP binding; protein binding.